Homalodisca vitripennis (glassy-winged sharpshooter) is the source of this 1257-nucleotide messenger RNA. RefSeq lists its product as uncharacterized. The transcript has 7 exons. Bases 157 to 1257 code for a protein of 366 amino acids. The record is from RefSeq and is a predicted model, not a curated record. NCBI's taxonomy places the organism in Eukaryota, Metazoa, Arthropoda, Insecta, Hemiptera, Cicadellidae.
UUCUCUCUUUUAUGAAAUUUGAUUUAGUUCCCAGAAAUACUGUCUUGGUUAAGGUUACUUGUUUGUUAUUAAGAAAUAUUUUGUUUUCAUGAUAAGGUUAAUAAGGGAAUAUGCGAACAUAGCGAAGUAAUUUAUAACUUUUAAAUUAAAAACACCAUGGAAGACGAGGAUGAAAUAGAUGUCCUUGGAGAGUUUAAUUUAGAGAGUUUGCUUAAGAAGAACGAAGAUCAAAUAUCUUCCUGCUAUGAUGGUGAGAAUCAACUGGGCCUUAAUUGUGACUCUUCGUGGAUGUUAGACUCAACAACCCAACCUUGUUGGUAUGACAAUAGAUCAGACCCACAAACAUCAUUUGGAGGAUUCUCUCCCGAAUCAUAUGAUACAAACUCUUGGUCUGAUAAAGAGAGAUAUCUUCUAGAGAAAGGAUUUGAAUUAUUUGGAAGGAGUUGGUCUCGACUGGCUCAGUACAUAGGAACGAAGAACUCAGGACAAGUGAAGUCAUAUGUUAAGACCAUGGGCGUAUGUGGAACUAGCAGAAUAUCCGUGGCAACCCCCAGCUUUGGAAUUGAUAGCAUAGACUAUAACGUCACAGAGCUAAUCCAUGACAUGGAGAUUCCUGCUUCAAUUGAAGAAGUUAUUGCAGUAGUUAGCACUGCACAGCCCACUGUUAUACAUCCCUCUACACAAAAAGAGGUCUACACAAAUGCAAGCUCUACUUCACACAGGAAAACAAAGGGGCGGCGGAAGAAAAAUGUAGGAGAGUCAAAUAGAAGUCGUGUUGCCACAACAAAACCAAAAGACGUAGUGCAAGUUUAUAAUGCUGAAGAGAUAAAAGAUGUGCUUACAGGGAACAAAGAAAAAGACACUAUCAUAUUACCUAAUGGAGAGCAAGUGAUACGAAUACGACAUGGGUCAAGUGUCAGUGAGGGCAGUGAUGUCGAUAUUGACAUUGAUUCCGAUGUGGAUAGUUACAAAGAAGAACUCUCCGAUGGAAAAAAGCACUUGGUUAAACAAGAACUCCCUCCCAAAGAAGUAGACACUAAAGAGGAGCAUUUGGUCAAAAACGAAGAAAUCACAAAAGUAACUGAAGAUAAUACAAAGGAACUGUUCUGUGAAACUCUCUAUGAAGUACAAAACAUUUAUGAUGGAACAGUAGAUGUAUAUGUGGAUAAUAUUGGAAAAGAAGUUUCUGUAGUCACUGAUGGGAGCCAUCGACAGAACGUUCUUCUCGAUUCAAAGUCAUUUGGUUCAAGUGAUUGA